CCCACGCACGCCCGUUACUUCGAACCUUAGGCAACCUUAGGCAAGAGAAUCUUCAUACAAACGACAAGAACAAUACUUCAACCACCCUGCAAUUCACCUUUUUUCUGUGACUUUGACUAGUCAUGGCGAAUCCAUUGCAGUUUGCUUACCGAACUCAGAAGGCUAUCGGCGUUACCGACGCUGCGCCUGUCUACGAGCCUCUCCCUGGGUUCGUUAAACCCGAAGGGAACUUGCGGUGCUGUGUCUAUUCGCCCUGUGGCCGAUAUCUAGCCUGGGUAUCCAGCGAAUGCGUCUGCAUUGUCGAUGCAUCUGUUGGCCAUAUUUUAACUAGCAUAGCUAUCUCUAACGUCUUCGAUGUCGCCUUUUCUCCGCGCGGUUCCUUCCUAAGCACCUGGGAACGCCCUGCUAAGGACGAGGCUGGUGAUGCGACAAAGAACUUGAAGAUCUGGCGAACUAUCGAAGACCUUCCCGACGACGUCGAGAAGCAACCCAUAGGACGAUUUGUUCAAAAAUCCCAGACUGGCUGGAAUCUUCAAUAUACCUUCGACGAAAAGUUCUGCGCCCGUCUCGUCACCAACGAAGUACAGUUCUACGAAAGCGAUGACCUGAGCAAAGUCUGGGAUAAGCUUCGAGUUGAAGGCGUAACCGAUUUUGCUAUUGCUCCUGGUCAAAGCCACAAUGUUGCGGUUUUCAUCCCUGAGCGGAAGGGACAACCUGCUGCUGUCAAGGUUUACAACGUUCCUCAGUUCACGAACUCGAUUUCGCAGAAGACUUUCUUCAAGGGCGAUAAGGUUCAGCUCAAGUGGAACAGCUUGGGAACGAGCCUGAUUGUGCUGGCACAAACAGAUGUUGAUAAAUCGAACAAGAGUUAUUAUGGAGAAACCAAUCUCUAUCUCCUUUCCGCUAAUGGCUCCCUCGAUGCCCGUGUAACCUUGGAUAAGGACGGGCCGAUUCACGAUGUGUCGUGGUCUCCGAAUGGUAAAGAGUUUGGUGUGAUCUACGGUUAUAUGCCCGCGAAGACCACAAUCUUUAAUCAUAGGGCGGUCGCCACUCACUCGUUUCCUAUUGCUCCCCGGAACACGAUCCUCUUUUCGCCAACUGGUCGAUUUACCCUGGUUGCUGGAUUCGGCAACCUGGCUGGUCAAAUUGACGUUUACGAUCUGGAAAAAGAUUAUCGUAAAGUUUGCACCAUUGAGAGUGGCAAUCCUAGUGUGUGCCAAUGGAGCCCUGACAGCCGAUAUAUUAUGACAGCCACAACGUCCCCACGUCUCCGUGUUGAUAAUGGUGUUAAGAUCUGGCAUGUCGGUGGAGGCAUCAUGUACCAUGAAGAUAUGGUAGAGCUCUAUAACGUAACUUGGAGACCGGUUCUACCUGAGAACCUACCUCAAGGCGACCCCCUACACCCAGUUCCCACCCCCCAUUCUUCGGCUAUCGCAUACCUAGGCACAGUGAAGACUCCGUCGAAGCCUGUUGGCGCUUACCGUCCUCCCGGUGCCCGAGGCAUGUCAACGCCGCUUCACUUUAGAAGAGAGGACGAGGGAGGUGCCGCCCAUGUGAUGAGCAACGGUGCUCAGAACGUGGGUCCGAACGGAUUUGGGAGGUCGCGUCGCCAAGUUCCUGGUGCGGAAUUCCUUGAAUCUGGUGCGCGUGCCGUUCCUGGUGCAGUGCCAGCCGAUGGUGCUAACGGUGACGACAAUUUGUCAAAGGCUGCAUUGAAGAACAAGAAAAAGCGAAACAACAAGAAGGCCAAAGACCCCGAGAACAGGGAUGGAGAGAGGAAGGAGAAUGGUGGUUUGGCGCCUCCGGCUAGGGACCAGGGCCCUGGUUCUGGAAACGAGGGACGCAGUCCUGAGCGUCGUGGUCAGCAGUAUAACCAACGGAGACAUGAUCGGAGUCGCUCGCGGCAUAACUUCCAGGGUGGUAACAACCAACGUAAUCGCAGCAACACGCAUCAGAACGGACAGACACCACCCACUGCGCCGCAUAUCCAGACAUCUCAGCCACCCACUGCGGACGCUUUGCUCUCGCCCGGCAGCCAGAAUCCCGCGUCCAAGAAACUGCGCAGCUUACAGAAAAAGAUCCGCGCAAUCGAGGACCUCGAAAUGCGACAUGCUGGCGGCGAGAAGCUAGAGGACACUCAGAUGAAGAAGAUCGCUACGAAGGCUUCGGUAGUUAAGGAAUUGGAGGUCUUGGAGAAAGAGGCUCGUUAAUUACGAGCUUGUCGACGGUGGGAGUUCCACUCAGCUGCUUCGAUAUUUCAGGUCUGGUUCUGGUUAGUCCUAGUGGGGACGCCUAUGGACGGGGGGAACCUGUGGUACCUUUGGACUAGGUGAUCGGGUAUCAUAUCUGGCUUAUCACUGGCGUUAAG
Daldinia loculata is the source of this 2368-nucleotide messenger RNA. RefSeq names its product translation initiation factor eIF-2A. NCBI's taxonomy places the organism in Eukaryota, Fungi, Ascomycota, Sordariomycetes, Xylariales, Hypoxylaceae. Gene Ontology annotation, cellular component: cytosolic small ribosomal subunit. Gene Ontology annotation, molecular function: protein binding; translation initiation factor activity; ribosome binding. The record is from RefSeq and is a predicted model, not a curated record. Bases 123 to 2210 code for a protein of 695 amino acids. Gene Ontology annotation, biological process: translational initiation. The transcript has 2 exons.